AUGGCUGCGAUGAUCGGAUUUCACUUCUCAUGGAGCAAACCGAUAUCGUUUUCCUCAUUGUUCUCCUCGCCGGAACCCAAUUCACUGCACUCAAAGCUGUCUCUCCUCUCUCUCAAACCCGCUCCACAGCCGUGGAAAUCGACGGUUAUCCGUAUGGGCGACGGUCCGAGGACGUUUCCCGGCGGUGUAUCAAAGUGGCAGUGGAAAAGGAUGCAGGCGAAGAAGCAGAAACAGCUCCUCAAGGCGCGUCUAUCCCAUGAACGCCAGAUUUACGAGAUGCAGAAACGAGCCGAGCUCAAGGCAGCGGUGGCCGAGCUUGAGCGACCAUGGGAGCCAGUUCAGAAGCCGCCAAAUCUAUUCUCAGUAUGUGCCGACGAGCAAGUCAAGGUCCUCGCGGACCGGUUUCAGAAACCCGGCGGAUUCGAUCUAUGGACCGAUCGGGAUGAUCCACAGCUGUUUGAGGCCGUCGAUGAUUUGCCUUCUGCUAGGUUUUUCCCUAAAGGUGUGGUUCACAGUGUGAAACCUUAUCAAAAGUUACCAAGAUCUGUUGGUUCAGAUGGAGAAAAGAAUCCGCCGAAACGCGAAGAAAUUGGGGUGAAAUUCGAUGAAAUUAGCAGUGAUGGGAGGGUGACUAAAGAUAAUAGGAUGUAG
Messenger RNA from Eutrema salsugineum, 651 nucleotides. Its product is annotated as putative DEAD-box ATP-dependent RNA helicase 33. The transcript has a single exon. NCBI's taxonomy places the organism in Eukaryota, Viridiplantae, Streptophyta, Magnoliopsida, Brassicales, Brassicaceae. The coding region runs from base 1 to 651 and encodes 216 amino acids. The record is from RefSeq and is a predicted model, not a curated record.